Grammomys surdaster is the source of this 1269-nucleotide messenger RNA. RefSeq names its product G protein-coupled receptor 83 (gene Gpr83). Gene Ontology annotation, cellular component: membrane. Gene Ontology annotation, biological process: neuropeptide signaling pathway. Gene Ontology annotation, molecular function: neuropeptide Y receptor activity. The record is from RefSeq and is a predicted model, not a curated record. Bases 1 to 1269 code for a protein of 422 amino acids. Lineage: Eukaryota; Metazoa; Chordata; Mammalia; Rodentia; Muridae. The transcript has 4 exons.
AUGACGGUCCCUUCUGUCCUGCUUCUCUUUCUUCUGUCCUCGGUGCGAGCCACUGAGCAACCGCAGGUCGUCACUGAGCAUCCCAGCAUGGAGGCAGCCCUGACCGGGCCCAACGCCUCACACUUCUGGGCCAACUACACUUUCUCUGACUGGCAGAACUUCGUGGGCAGGAGACGCUAUGGGGCCGAGUCCCAGAACCCUACGGUGAAAGCCCUGCUCAUCGUAGCCUACUCCUUCAUCAUCAUCUUCUCGCUCUUCGGCAAUGUCCUGGUCUGUCAUGUCAUCUUCAAGAACCAGCGCAUGCACUCAGCCACCAGCCUCUUCAUCGUCAACCUGGCAGUGGCAGACAUCAUGAUCACAUUGCUCAACACGCCCUUCACUUUGGUCCGAUUUGUGAACAGCACAUGGGUGUUUGGGAAGGGCAUGUGUCAUGUCAGUCGCUUUGCCCAGUACUGUUCUCUACAUGUCUCAGCACUGACCCUGACAGCUAUUGCUGUGGACCGUCACCAGGUCAUCAUGCAUCCCUUGAAGCCCCGGAUCUCCAUCACCAAGGGUGUCAUCUAUAUUGCUGUCAUCUGGGUCAUGGCUACCUUCUUCUCUCUGCCACAUGCUAUCUGCCAGAAACUGUUUACCUUCAAGUACAGUGAGGACAUUGUACGCUCCCUCUGCCUGCCGGACUUCCCAGAGCCAGCUGACCUCUUCUGGAAGUACCUGGACCUGGCCACCUUCAUCCUGCUCUACCUACUUCCCCUCUUCAUCAUCUCAGUGGCCUAUGCUCGUGUGGCCAAGAAGCUGUGGCUCUGUAACACCAUCGGUGACGUGACCACAGAGCAGUACCUCGCCCUGCGACGCAAGAAGAAGACCACCGUGAAGAUGCUGGUACUUGUGGUAGUCCUCUUUGCCCUCUGCUGGUUCCCCCUCAACUGCUAUGUCCUCCUCCUGUCCAGCAAGGCCAUUCACACCAACAAUGCCCUCUACUUUGCCUUCCACUGGUUUGCCAUGAGCAGCACUUGUUAUAACCCCUUCAUCUACUGCUGGCUCAAUGAGAACUUUAGGGUGGAGCUAAAGGCAUUGCUGAGCAUGUGCCAAAGGCCACCCAAGCCUCGGGAAGACAGGAUGCCCUCCCCAGUUCCUUCCUUCAGGGUGGCAUGGACAGAGAAGAGCCAUGGUCGGAGGGCUCCACUAGCUAAUCACCACAUGCCCUCUUCCCAGUUCCAGACUGGGAAGACAGAUCUGUCCUCUGUGGAACCCAUUGUGGCCAUGAGUUAG